Messenger RNA from Hermetia illucens (black soldier fly), 979 nucleotides. RefSeq lists its product as uncharacterized. The coding region runs from base 254 to 802 and encodes 182 amino acids. Lineage: Eukaryota; Metazoa; Arthropoda; Insecta; Diptera; Stratiomyidae. The record is from RefSeq and is a predicted model, not a curated record. The transcript has a single exon.
CGAGUAACAAAGUAAAAAUAAAGGAGAUAUAAAUCAGAAGCGUAGCAAAGAAACUUGUUGAUUUUGUAAUAAAACUUCCUUUCAUAACUUGAUAAAUAAAAAUCUGUGGAUUGUGACAAAACAGACUCAUAUAUAAAAUAAAUAAGUGGACUAUAACUAACGCUGACUUGAAUCGGUUCACAGUGAUUUAAAGACAUUUUGUUUGAGUUGAAGAUUCUUUACAAAGACUUUGAAACUAAAGAAAACUUUCAAAAUGAGGGAAAAUCAAUUGUGCCCUCUGGAUAUCCAGGAAAAUCGUCCGCGAAGCAUUUCACCCUUAGGGAUAUCGCGUUGCCGGGAAUUCAUCAACGAUAUAAGUCGUCGUAUCAGUCGCCGAAGCCACGAUGGAGUUAUCUCCAUUGGCGAAAACGAUUCGGAAUUUACUGCAGACGCGGGAUCCUUGCGACAUUCCAGAAAAGACGAAUUCAACUCAAGCCUAGAACUUUAUGAAAUAUCACAACAGUCGAGUGGAUCGGAGGAUUGGGAAAAUUCUGCUCCACCAUUGAAGCGCGAAUAUCGCAGAUCCCUAUCAGCGGUACGAAGUGUUCUUAGCGACCUUACGGUAUCAUCGAAGUCACUCCGGCAUUCACUUACCCAUUCUGGAGAAAGUUCAACCAAAAAGGAGCAGACGAGCCAAAAGAAAAUACUGAGGCAGCCAGUUAGCUACACUUAUCUAAAAGGAAUGUCCGGACUACCAACGCAACGAGUGCCAAGAUCUGUGGUGUGUUCGCAGUAUUCUUGUAGAAGACGUUUUUUGGUUUAAUUUUCUGCGAAUUAAAAAAAUAUAGUAUGAAAUUGGUAAAAAUUCUAUUUACAAUAUAUAUAGGAUCACACCAAAGUGCCUUAUCAUGAAUUAUCCCAAAUUGUUAGCUAAAAAUACUAAAUUAAGCAUACUAAAUUAUUUAUUAGAUGUACAUAGUUGAUAUUUUGUUAUACAAAA